AUGCCGGCCCAGAAACGCCGUGCUGCGUCGCCGCCGGCGGAGUUCGAAGAUGAGCCCCGCCGGCGGUCCCGGCGCAUCUCGAGCACGCCGAAGAAGAGCAAGUACUUUGAGGAUGGAGGCGACGACGAUGAUGACUUUGAUGGCGAUGCAAAGAUCGAGGAUGAGAGCGAUGAGCCAGAGAGUGAGGUCGAUGAGGAGGAAGAGGAGAAGCCCAAGAAGCGCGGGCGGGGACGACCAAAGGGUCAAGCCGCUAAACCCAAGGCCAAGCCGCAGCCGAAGGUUACGAAAUCGAAGGCUGUGAAGAAGCAGAAGGUCGAAGAAGUUGAAGAAGACUAUCAAGAUGAGCAGCCUGACGAGGAUGACGAGGAAGAAGAGGAGGAGGAAGACGAUUUCGAGGGCGAGAGGAGGGUCACCAUCAUCCCUCUAGAGAAGCUCAGACCCUUAGACGGCGUCGAUUACUCGGAUGAAACUGUGCACAAGAACACCCUCCUGUUCUUGAAGGAUUUAAAGGCUCACAAUCAGAGGUCGUGGCUCAAAAGCCACGACGGCGAGUACAGGCGUGCGCUCAAGGACUGGAACUCCUUUGUCGAGACCAUUACGCCCAAAAUCACCGAGGUCGACUUUACCAUCCCCGAGUUGCCGGCCAAGGACCUGGUCUUCCGGAUUCAUCGGGACAUUCGCUUCAGCAAAGACCCGACCCCGUACAAGGCACACUUCUCUGCUGCAUGGUCGAGGACGGGUAAGAAAGGCCCGUACGCUUGCUAUUACAUCCACCUUGAGCCAGGCUCUUGCUUCGUCGGCGGCGGUCUAUGGUGUCCCGAGGCAUCACACCUGCAAAAGCUGAGGGAGAGUAUCGACGAGCGGCCGCAGCGUUGGCGAAGAGCGUUGAAUGAUGAGAGAUUCAAGAGGACCUUCCUGCCCAAGGCAACCAAGAAAGAAGGAGAGGAGGGAGCGCUGAAGGCGUUCGCUGACACGAAUAAGGGCAAUGCUCUGAAGACCAAGCCAAAGGCAAGUUCAUCUAUUCAUCUUUUGGAGACCAAGUCCCAGAUGGAGGGAUACUUGGCGGACCAUCGCGACAUUGAGCUGUUGAAGUUGCGCAACUUUACUAUCAGCAAGAAGGUCGACGAUCGGAUCUUCACUGAAGAGGACGCCCAGGACAAGGUUUGUGAGAUCAUCGCAGCCAUGCACCCCUUUAUUACCUUCUUGAACAGCAUCGUCAUGCCUGACCUCAACCUGGAUGAAGAAGACGACAGCGAAGACGAGGAUGAUGAUGAUCAGGACAAUGGUGAUGCCGAAGAGAACGGCAUUCCUGAGGAGACCGGCGACGAAGAAGAGGAAGAAGGCAAGGAUUGGAGUACACACAAGUUUUGA
This is a messenger RNA of Colletotrichum spaethianum, 1371 nucleotides long. RefSeq lists its product as uncharacterized. The transcript is spliced from 5 exons. Lineage: Eukaryota; Fungi; Ascomycota; Sordariomycetes; Glomerellales; Glomerellaceae. The record is from RefSeq and is a predicted model, not a curated record. Bases 1 to 1371 code for a protein of 456 amino acids.